Messenger RNA from Cebus imitator (Panamanian white-faced capuchin), 5152 nucleotides. It is a transcript of the gene DYNC2I1, whose product is annotated as dynein 2 intermediate chain 1. Gene Ontology annotation, cellular component: cytoplasmic dynein complex. Bases 171 to 3152 code for a protein of 993 amino acids. Gene Ontology annotation, biological process: intraciliary transport. Gene Ontology annotation, molecular function: dynein light chain binding; dynein heavy chain binding. The record is from RefSeq and is a predicted model, not a curated record. Lineage: Eukaryota; Metazoa; Chordata; Mammalia; Primates; Cebidae. The transcript is spliced from 24 exons.
CGCAGGGCACGCUGGGCAGCGCCGCUCGGCCCUCUGCUGCUCCUGCCUGCCGGUUGCUAGGAGCUGGGACGCGCCUCCCGAAGAGUGCAGGGCCGCAGGUUGCCUCCUCCGGGUGGGCCGCGCUGGGCCUGUGCCGAAGACCCCGCGGCUGCCCAGGCCUGUGAGGAGCGAUGGAGCCCGGGAAGAGAAGAACCAAAGAUGAUACCUGGAAAGCAGAUGACCUCAGAAAACAUCUUUGGGCCAUACAGUCAGGUGGUUCCAAGGAAGAAAAGCAGCACAGAGAGAAGAAGCUGCGUAAGGAGUCUGAGAUGGGCCUUCCUGAACACAAGGAGCCAAGGUGCAGGGAUCCCGACCUGGAUGCCAGGAGCAGAGACAGGGUGGCCGAAGUCCCGACCGCUAAGGAGAGUUCUCGUGGGGAGAGGGACAGAGACAGACAGAGGGAGAGGAGAAGAGACGCAAAAGACUGGGAGCAAGAAAAGCUGAAGGAGAAAUAUCGAGAGGCAGAGAAGUCUCACAGCAGAGGAAAGGACAGGGAAAAAGAAAAAGACAGAAGGGCCAGGAAGGAAGAGCUCCGGCAGACCAUGGCCCACCACACCCCGCUGGGCCAGGAGGCACGCGACCGGCAGCUCCAGCUCCUAGAGCGGGCAGAGAGGAAAGGCCGCUCAGUGAGUAAAGUAAGAAAUGAAGAGAAAGAUGAAGACUCUGAAAGAGGAGGAGAUGAAGAUAGAGAAAGAAGAUACCGAGAAAGAAAGCUGCAGUACGGAGACAGCAAAGACAACCCUCUCAAGUACUGGCUUUAUAAAGGAGAAGGUGAGAGGAGACAUAGGAAACCAAGAGAGCCAGAUCGAGACAAGAAACACCGGGAAAACAGCACAAGGGAAAGAAGAGAGAAAUAUUCAAAAGAGAAAAGUAGUGCAUUCACUGACAAAGAAGGCGAAGAAAGACGUAAAGAAAAGCGACACAAAGAAGGUCUUCAUUUGGAUGAGGAGAGGCACCGAAGCCACAUGGAUAGAAAAGAGAGAUUGGUGAAAGAAGAGCACAAGAAAAGAGAAUCCAAGAACGGUGAACACAGAAAUCGAGGUGCAAGCUCAAAAAGAGAUGGGACCAGCAGCCAGCAUGCCGAGAAUUUAGUAAGGAAUCAUGGAAAAGAUAAAGGUUCAAGACGGAAGCAUGGCCAUGAAGAAGGCUCAUCCGUGUGGUGGAAGCUGGGCCAGAGGCUGGGAGGCGAGGAAACUGUGGAAAUUGAACAGGAAGAAAUUGAUGCAGAAAAUGGUGGAGCUGAUGCAUAUACAGCCAGUUAUGAAGAUGAUUUUGAAGACUACGAAGAUGACUUUGAGGUUUGUGAUGGCGAUGACGAUGAAAGCAGUAAUGAACCUGAGUCAAGAGAAAAAAUUGAAGAACUCCCUCUAGCUCGAAAAAAGGAAAUACAGGAAAUUCAAAGAGCUAUUAUUGCAGAAAAUGAAAGGAUUGGAGAGUUAUCUUUGAAACUGUGUCAAAAGCAAGGUAGAAUAGAAUUUGAAAAGGAGCCAAGGACAGAUACAAACAGUUCCCGUUCCAGAGUCUCCGUUUGUGGAAUUUUUGUGGAUUUUGCCUCAGCUUCACACCGUCAAAAGAGUCGGACUCAGGCCCUUAAGCAAAAGAUGCGAAGUACAAAACUGCUUCGGCUUAUUGACUUAGAUUUUUCGUUUACUUUCUCUCUCUUGGAUCUACCACCAGUAAAUGAAUAUGACAUGUAUAUCAGAAACUUUGGGAAAAAAAAUACCAAGCAGGCAUAUGUUCAGUAUAAUGAAGAUAAUGUUGAAAGAGACAUUCAAACUGAGGAAAUCGAGACCAGGGAAGUGUGGACCCAGCAUCCGGGAGAAAGUACUGUUGUGUCUGGAGGCAGUGAGAAAAGAGACCCCUCUGAUGCUGUAGUUAUGCCGAAGAUCGAUACCCCAAGGUUAUGUAGCUUUCUGCGGGCGGCUUGUCAGGUGAUGGCCGUUUUGCUGGAAGAGGAUCGCUUGGCAGCUGAACCCAGCUGGAAUCUUAGGGCUCAAGAGAAGGCCCUGUGUUUUAGUGACAGUUCAUCUCAGCUGAACACUGGUCUGCCAUUCCUUCAGAAUCGAAAAGUAUCCUUGUUGCACACCUCCCGAGCUCAGCAGCAGAUAGUGGUCUCCUCUCAUGACCCACCUGAGAAGGCCUUUGCACCCCCACUGGACAGCAAAUAUAUCCUCUGUGUGUGGGAUAUUUGGCAGCCUUCAGGGCCACAGAAGGUUCUGAUAUGCGAGUCCCAGGUCACGUGUUGCUGCUUUAGCCCUUUUAAAGCAUUUUUACUGUUUGCUGGAACGGCACACGGCUCCGUUGUCAUCUGGGAUUUGAGAGAAGACUCAAGGCUACAUCACUCUGUGAAGCUUAACGAUGGUUUCUGGACGUUCCGGACAGCCACAUUUUCCACUGAUGGAAUCCUUACCUCAGUGAACCACCAAAGCCCUCUUCAAGCAAUAGAAUCUAUCUCAGCGUCUGUCCACAAAAAGCAGAGCUUUGUGCUUUCACCGUUUUCUACUCAAGAAGAAAUGUCAGGUUUGUCCUUCCACAUCGCUUCCUUGGAUGAGAGUGGGGUUCUCAACGUGUGGGUGGUUGUUGAAUUACCAAAGGCAGACAUCGCAGGCUCAAUAAGUGAAUUAGGUCUGAUGCCUGGAGGGAGGGUCAAGCUGGUGCAUAGUGCUCUGAUCCAGUUGGGUGACAGUCUUUCCCAUAAAGGUAAUGAAUUUGGGAGGACUACACAAACACUGAAUGUAAAAUUUCUGCCUUCAGAUCCUAAUCACUUUAUUGUUGGCACAGACAUGGGUCUCAUAACCCAUGGCACAAGACAAGAUUUGAGAGUGGCUCCCAAACUAUUCAAACCUCAGCAAUGUGGUAUAAGACCAGUAAAAGUUAAUGUCAUUGAUUUUUCACCAUUUGGAGAACCAGUAUUCUUGGCUUACGGAGAAAUUACACGAAUAGUUCAAAGGCUUCCUGCAUACCCUCUGGUGGGUUUCCUCCUCUCUGGUGGAGGACCUCCAGACCUACCACGUGGGCUUCCUUCUCUCUGGACGUUCAGAUAUUUUAACUGUCUGAGGGGAAGUUGCAAACACGAUACUCUAUCCCUAAACAGUUCAGCGUGCAUUUCCUAAAAGCAAGAAUAUCCCCAUAUAACUGUUGUGGUCACAGUCACCAGGAGGUUCACACUGGUACAAACCUGCUAUUGAAUCUGUAGAGUGAGGGAGAUCACAGGCAUGUUCCGAUAAUGUCCUUGUUAAGAAAAGUCAUGUCCCAGGCCCUGUGUCUCAUUCACUGGUUUGUCUCUUCAAAAUCCCUUGAUCUGGACAUCAAAGACUGAGUCCCUCCGUCUUUCAUGACCUUGACAUUUUUGAAGGGCACAGGCCAGUUAUUUUAUACAAUGUUCCUGAGUCUGAGCAUGUCUGAGGCUUCCAUCAGUCACGAUCAGGCACAGGUUUUUUGUGCUUGGCUGGAGUAGCUCAGGGUGAUGCAUGUCCUGGGGAGACCAGUGACAUCGGUUGGUGCCAUCCCACACAACACAAAUUCUGACCUUGUGGAGUUUCCUGGUUCCUUUCUGAUUAAGUGUCUCGUGGGGGGUUACGGUGACACUUUGUAAACGUCUCAAAACUCCUUAGAUUUUCACCACCAGUUUUGGCAUCCAUGGAUGAAUGUUUCUUGAAUUGAUUAUUAAGAUGAUUGGCAAAUAGUGAUUUUCCAACCCGCUGUUAAUUCUUCAUGUACUAGUUGGCUUUCUACCGUUAGGGGAGACUUUUCCUUUUCUCUAUGCAUGUAUGUGUCUUUUUAUUACAUGUUGUGGACAUGUGGCUUUUUACUUUAUUUAGUAGGUCACAAUUAUUUACUACCAGUAUUUAUUUUGCUGCUCAAAUGUUCUGGGUUAGGCCAGUGGGUGUCCUUUGCACUGGCUCUUUAUCCUUUGGACAUCAUCCUGUGAGCCCUGAACCAGCCACUUCUCCCAGGAGUUGUGGCUCUUAUGAGUGGAGAAAAGUAUCUAGAAACCAAGAUCUGGGCAGUAAGAAGUGUUUGAUGGCGCAGGUAGGUCCGUUAAGAGACAAAGCACAUGGAAUGCCCACUUCUAUCCAUAAACCACAUAUGCAGGCAUCACAUACUGUGAGUUUGCACCCUUGUCUCUAACUCCAGGUUAACAAACAGGGUCCCUCCAUCCUGCCUCCUCCCUGGCUGUGCCUACCUCUCAGACAGGGAAAUCUGGCCCUGUGUGUUGUUAGGAUGACUGAUUUGGAUCCGUUCACAUGCUCACUCCUGGAGUACACAGAGCUCUUCAAUGCCUGUGGGAAAGUAAGGCCGCUGAGCAGUCCGUGUUCUGGGUGCUGCCUGGGUUUCGGAUGUAAACUGCACCGUUGAACGAGGUGUUCAGAAAUUGUGUGGCCUGGUUCUUGCCCCUCCUUCCUGUAUGGUUAUGUUAUUUAUUUAGAAUAUAGGUUUUAAAAUUUGUUUAUAUUGCAUUUUAGAAUUUUACUCACAUUCUUAUUGAUGUUCUUUUUCUUUUUUUGAAUAUGGGAAAGAUCAAAUAUAUUGAGUAAAAUGAAUUAAUCUUCUCUUUAAAAGCUAAAAAUUUGGCCUUUUAUUUAACCAGUUGUUUGAUUUUAUGAAAAUUUCAAUCCAAGGGAAAUAUAUAUAACCAUAUUAUUGAUAUAAAUGUAUGUAGUUUUAUAAAAGGUGCCAUAUUUUCAUGGAACCAAUCUUAAUGGCCCACGCUUGAGCCACUGAUAUACAACUUUGUUGAAAAUAAAUACCUAUUUAUAUAUUCACUGAAUCUUUUGAUUAUUGACCAUGUUGGAAGAGAAACACAAAGUUUAUCAGUCAGGUGAGUGCUCACCUUUGUACCUUUUGAGGAGAGAUUCAAUGUUAUAAUUUUUUUAAGAUUUUACUUAUUUUUUUAAAAUUUAUUUAUUUUACUUUAGGUGCAUACUAUAUCUGGCAUUUCUCCCAUGUUAUUCCUCCUCACCCUCCCCUUCCUCCUGUUUGGAAAACAACAAGUUAGUGUUUUUGCAGUGACAAACUAAAGAAAGCGAAUGCUCUGAAAAAUUUCUCUGGCUGCUGAAAUCAAGUUAAAAAAAAGAGAAAAAAACAUGGCUGGGCAUGAUGGCUCACACCU